AUGACCAACAAGCAGCAAAUCCUCCGCUCUGAGGUUGUCCUCGAGAAGUAUGGCAAGGCACUUGCCGGAAAGACAGUGCUCAUCACCGGCGUUUCCGACAACUCCAUCGCAGGAGAACUUGCGCUCCAGCUUUCCACCGCCGACCCAAAACUACUCAUCCUGAGUGCCCGUGCUGAAUCAAAGGUGGCAGGCAUCAGAGAGAAAAUCAAGUCAUCCAAGCCGAACGUGGAGACUCGCUUCCUCAACCUGGACCUGAGUGACUUGACCGCCGUGCGAAACGCCGUCGGAGACCUAGCAGAUGUGCCUCACAUCGAUCACCUUGUAUGCGUGGCUGGAGUAAUGUUCCCGCCUUACACCAAGACAAAGGAUGGAUUUGAGAGCCAAUUUGGAGUCAACUAUCUAGCGAACUUCCUGCUCGUCAAAUUGCUCCUACCGAAGAUCCGUGCUGCGGGGCCCGAUUCGUCUGUGAUUAUCAUGACCUCGGGCAUGGCUAAACAAGGGAAGAUGAACUUCGAUGACUACAACUUUAGUGAUGGUCGGACAUAUGACCCUACGGUCGCGUAUGCCCAGUCGAACGCCGCGAGAGUCAUGUUUGCCAAAAGACUAGGCCAGAAGUUGAAGGGCGAGAAGAUCCGCGUUUUUAGUAUUGACCCUGGUGCUGUUCUAACCGGUCUGCAACGACACUGCCCUCCUGACUUUUUGGACCAGGUCGAAGAAUGGAAAAAGGCUGGAUCCCUGGUCGACAUCGAAGGAAAGCCUUUCGAAGUGCCCCCAUGGUCCACUGCCUCAGAGGGAGCCGCUGGCCUCAUCACAGGAAUGCUCGACCCUACCAUCGCAGGCUACAAUGGAUCAUACAUCAACCGGAACGCAGUCGCAGACGACGAAUUGCACGCGCACCUCAGCGACGAAGGCAAUUGGACUAAAUUGUGGGAACUCAGCGAAAAACUGACCCAGGAGAAGUUUUCGCUGUAA
Messenger RNA from Penicillium roqueforti, 972 nucleotides. RefSeq lists its product as uncharacterized. The transcript is spliced from 6 exons. The coding region runs from base 1 to 972 and encodes 323 amino acids. NCBI's taxonomy places the organism in Eukaryota, Fungi, Ascomycota, Eurotiomycetes, Eurotiales, Aspergillaceae. The record is from RefSeq and is a predicted model, not a curated record.